Messenger RNA from Schistosoma turkestanicum, 3849 nucleotides. Lineage: Eukaryota; Metazoa; Platyhelminthes; Trematoda; Strigeidida; Schistosomatidae. The record is from the annotation of a GenBank genome assembly.
AUGGAAGUACAAUACAACGAGGGAAGGUUUCCCGUUCCACCAAAGUUUGACUUCAGGCAUUUGCCUCUUAGGUCAAGAAAGGUGACAGUUAUAUCAUUCAUUGGAGAACACGACAUAUUCCUCGAUAAAUCUCAAUUUUCAUACAUAUUUAAAUAUACUGGGAAAGAAAUUCCACUUUCGGAUCUCCCCAGGAAUUAUAUAGAAGGAUAUUAUGACUGUGAAAACCAAAUCAUAUUUUUAGUUUUCAAUAAUCUGGAGUUAGAGCUGUUGUUUAAAGGCUGUGAUACAGAACUCCGAACAUGGGAAAAGUUCCUUAAGCGUUUCGACUACACAUUGUUGAAAGUCUUGUACUUUCUCUUUGUUGUGUCGCACUUCAUCGUUGUUACGUGCAUAGGAACAAAUGUUAACCCCGAUUUGAUCCGUAUUUUCAAGUUGUUAGAUAAGAUGAGAUUGCUCAUGAGACAUCCUAUUGAUAUUUAUACUCGUGACCUUCCAUUACCUCGAGACUGGUUAAACAAUGGACGCGCUUCUAUUCCGAGGCUAUUAUUUGUCUUUAAAAUGACUCCCGCCCAAUCAAAAAUAAUAAAAGAUUGGAAACUUGUCAGACAGUUGGAACAAAAUAUUGUUACUCAAAUAUUCAAUACAUUUUAUGAAGCGGGUCUCGUUAGCAAUGUUCCAACAAAUCAGUUAUUUAUGCUUCCAGGACAUAAUUUUGUACACGUUCUUCUAGAGAAUGAGCAAACAACAAAUGGGUUUAGACAACAUACAUCUUGUGAAGAUGUUGCUCAACAAUAUUUUGAAUUUAUUCUUAAAAAUGUCAAUCACAUUUCGAACAUGUCUCCUAAUAAAAUUCCUAAUCUUUUUGCAUCGUCCACAUUUUUAUUGAAUGAUCCGAAAAAUUCUGUUAGUUCAGUAUCGCCACCAUCUCCACGAACUUUCCCAGCACCUGAUCAACCAGCACAGCAUAAUUUAUCUUCUUUUUUACAUUUACAUGUCGAAUGCAUGAUUGAUCAAGUAUCUAAUAAAAACUCAUCUUUUGGUCAAACAACAGUUGCGUAUGAAUUGCCAACAUGUAAAGCAUGGUUUAUGGCCUGCUAUAGAAUAUAUACAAGCUUAAUAUCGGACGAACACUUGACCACACUUCCAACUCCUGAAAUGAAUACUGGUCAAAAUGAUUCAUCCUCACGUAUUGGAAGUGGAGGAGCGGUAGUGAGUCUAUCACAGUCAUGGCAUAAUGAAUUAAUUUCUAUCCUCUGUCCUACACUUCACACAUCAACAUUAUCUAUAGCCCAGAAACAAACGUCACAAAGGUCUGCUACACAAGAAGAAGAAGAAGCUUUACUCACUUCAAAUUACAAUAAUCCAUGGUCUACUACGGAUCCAAUUAAUCGUUUGUCUAUUAUUCGUUAUCGGGCUGCAAUAUCUACUGCUGAAAAUCAUUAUAAACAAGAUUUGCCUGUUCAUUAUUCGUGCACAUAUCAUAUAAUCAAGGUUAUUUCCGCGUAUAAUGUAGCAAUUGGUUUAGCUCGUGGUCACUCAGUAUUUCGUCUUUUAGAGAAACUAUCAAGUCGAUUAACUCAUCUUUAUCUAGCCGGACGUGUAACAUGUUCUGCUGUAUCUUUAUCAGGUCAAGCUUGCCAGCAUGAACUACAUCGUGUGCCAGAUGAUUUAAAUACUCUGAAAGGUAUUCUGUCAACCAUGGAUAAUAAAAGUAGUGAAGACUAUACUGUGCCUAAUUCUGAUGAAAAUUUACUAUCUCAUCAACGUUACCAGCCAAAUUCUAGUGUAAAUAAAUUACAUGGAAUUGAUUUAAAAAUUAAAGAUGAAUAUAUCAUUCCUUUCGGUCUUAGUGGUAAAUGGAAACGUUAUUGGAUAGAAUGUGCCAUUAAAUCUUUCACCAAUAACAACAAUAAUACUGGAUCGUUAGAUCAGAAUUUGUCAAAUGAGAAACAGACAAAUGAUACUCUGAAUUCGGAUAAUCCAGAUCAACAUUUAGCUGUAAUGCCACAUCGUUCUGAUGUAAUAAUGAUAAGUUCAUGUGGUUGUGGUCGUCAACAAGCUGAAAGAUUAGAUCCAUUCGAUUAUAAAGAAGCUAAUUGGCGUUUUUAUCAUAUAUUAUCAAAUGUUUGUUGUAAUAAGCUAACAAAUAUUAGAUUAUCACCACAAAUUUUAUCUGAUCCACGUCAUACUUUUUGUUUACCUAAUGAAAAUCCACAUCUUGUCACAUUAACAUCAUCAAAUCAUCAUCAAACAAACACAAAAAUAUUCAAUGAAAAAUCAGUAUGUAUUUUAACAAAACCUAAAAAUGCUACUUCAUCACCAUCACCACCACCGGCAUCAUCAUCAUCAACAACAACAACAAGAACAACAUCACCACCACUACGUGUUAGUCGAGCUAAAACAUUGACAGACAAUAAUAAUUCCAUAGAUGAUGAUGAUGAAAAUGAUACGAAUACAAAUGCAGAUAUUGGUCUUUCACAACCUGAUGAUAAUGAUUUAUUAUUAUUGUCAGCUGACUCGGAUCAUUCAAAUUCAAGUAAAGUAGUGAUGCAUAGAAAAUCAACUGAUGAUGAUGAUGAUGAUGACGAUGAUAGUUCAGAUAAUUCAAUCAAUGAUAAAUACAUGAAUGCUGUUAAUAAUUUAUCUGAAAGUUCAUCACCCAAUCCAUCUGAACUAUCAAACAUAUCAGAUUCAGUUGUUCCAUCACAAAACGAUUUAAUUGACAAAACAGCUGAAACAAAAAAUAAUGAAUGUGUCAAUGUAUCUGCGCAUAAUUCACAAUCAAAGAUAAAUUCAUCAACAAAUUCUAUUAAAGUUGAUAAUAGUUCUCCAACUGACUUGGUAUCUUUAUAUCCUGUUAAAUUUCGUGAUGGUGUACCAAAUACUAAUUGGUUUGUUGGUGAUUUACCACUUUAUCCAUCAUGGUCUAUUUAUGCACUUGGAAAAUAUUUCAGUUAUUCUCAUUCUUCCGGAUUACCUUGUCGGGGAUUUCUGCGUAACAGCAAUUUCUUACUUCCAUGGGAUGUAUCCUUAAUGAAUAAUAAUAGUACCUGGAAUAGUUCUGAGCGUGGACGUUUUAGUAAAUCUGCAAGAGGAAGAUAUCGUGGAGGCAGGACAGAAUCAGAUACAGUAAAAUUGUUUAUCGGUUUUGAAAUGGAAUGUUCGAUGGGUCAUCGAUUCUUUAUUACUGGGACUGACCGAAUUAUGGAUGGUCCAAUGCAAAGCAGUCAAGUUCGACGAGCCGUUCAUUUAUUAUUAACACGUGAUCUACCCAUUUUUAUGCCAUGCCAGUGUCAUCAUCCAACUCCACAUGUACUACUCGGUAGUACACGUCAUUCUGCUAAUCCUACUAAUGAAUGGGAAGUAGGUAGUAAUACCAAUGCAAUAAAAUCAUCUAAUUAUACAGACAAUCCAAUUAUUAUGGCACAGUUAUCACGAAUAUAUUUAGCUAUACCAGCUGCUCCUAUUCAAGUUCGAUUUCAACCAUGUAUACGACCAGGACCAUCGAAAGUUGCUCCAAUCUUUCACCUAGGACAUACAUUGGAUCAAUGUUGUGAUAAAAAAUUGGACAGUACAUCGGAUUCAGGUUAUGAUCAAAGUUAUUCAGUCGAUGAUGAUUUAUACUUUUACGAAGAUCGUACCAAACCCAGCAUAAAUUUACACCCAGAUACUGUUCGUAGUGAGAGACAUCAAUCACCAGGUUACGUUAACCUAGACAAUGGGUAUUUGUGGGUUAUUCGGCUACCUCUUGCAUAUCAUGACGGAACAAAACUAUAUCCGAAGCCAUUGUAUUCAAGUGAUUGUAAUGAGUGGAAAUUAUUAAAAGGCUGUAUAAAACUUGUAGCAUAA